Molecule: messenger RNA, 1218 nt
Organism: Apaloderma vittatum (bar-tailed trogon)
Lineage: Eukaryota; Metazoa; Chordata; Aves; Trogoniformes; Trogonidae
Gene: METTL8
Product: methyltransferase like 8
Exons: 9
Coding region: 10-1218 (402 amino acids)
Molecular function (GO): tRNA (cytidine-N3)-methyltransferase activity
Source: RefSeq, a predicted model, not a curated record
CUGAACAAAAUGAAUUUCAUUACAAGGCUUUCUGCUUUCUGUCUGAAGAAAAGCAAGGUACAUCGGAGACACCAAAGUAGUAGACGACCAGCUGUUCCCCUUGGAUCACGAAUUUUAACUGAUCCUUCUAAGGUUUUUGAGCAUAACAUGUGGGACCACAUGCAGUGGUCACAAGAGGAAGAGGAGAAAGCCAAGAAAAAAGCAGCAGAGAACUCACUCGUGAAAGUCCAAUGGGAAGACCAAGAUAAAUAUGAGAGAGAAGCCAGUAAAUAUUGGAAUGAAUUUUACAAGACUCAUAAAAAUAACUUUUUCAAGGAUCGCAAUUGGCUGUUUCUGGAGUUCCCAGAAAUUCUUCCAGAAAAAAGGAGAGAAGAGUUGAAAACAGAAGAAAGAUCUUUCAAACACACAAAAAUAAAUAGUACCAACUGUUUUUCCCAAGAAAAUGAAAUGUUUGAGGAAGGAGAAAAAUAUUGGAAGAAAAGUUAUGGAGGUGGUUCUACAUCUGUACAGGGAUACAUAUGUAAAACCCAAGCAAAAUCUCUUACUGACAAUCCUCAGGGCAAAAACUGUGGAGAAGAAUUUGGCAGGCUAGAAUCCUUCCCUGGCAGUGAUGCCACUUACAGAAUAUUAGAGGUUGGUUGUGGUGCUGGAAACAGUGUCUUUCCUAUUUUGAAAGUUCUGUGCAAUACACCUGGAACCUUUCUGUACUGUUGUGAUUUUGCUUCAGGAGCGGUGGAGCUGGUAAAGUCACAUUCGUCCUACAAUUCAGCCUGGUGUUCUGCCUUUGUUCAUGAUGUGUGUGAUGAUGCUUUACCCUAUCCUUUUCCAGAUGAGAUCCUGGAUGUCAUUCUCCUUGUCUUUGUGCUCUCUGCUAUUCAUCCUGACAGGAUGCAAGGGGUUGUAAAUAGGUUGGCUAAACUACUGAAACCUGGAGGAAUGUUGUUAUUUCGAGACUAUGGAAGAUACGAUACAGCUCAACUUCGUUUUAAAAAAGGUCGUUGCUUGUCAGAAAAUUUUUAUGUACGAGGAGAUGGAACGAGGGUGUAUUUCUUUACCAAAGAUGAAGUAUGGAACAUGUUCAACUUGGCUGGGUUAACUGAAGUACAGAAUUUAGUUGAUCGGCGAUUACAAGUAAAUAGGAAGAAAAAAGUGAAAAUGCAGCGAGUUUGGAUACAAAGCAAGUUCCAAAAACCACUGUUGCUAUCUGAAGAAUCCUGA